Molecule: messenger RNA, 6379 nt
Organism: Polistes dominula (European paper wasp)
Lineage: Eukaryota; Metazoa; Arthropoda; Insecta; Hymenoptera; Vespidae
Gene: shg
Product: DE-cadherin
Biological process (GO): multicellular organism development; cell migration; homophilic cell-cell adhesion
Cellular component (GO): plasma membrane; catenin complex
Molecular function (GO): cadherin binding; calcium ion binding; beta-catenin binding
Source: RefSeq, a predicted model, not a curated record
GCAGGCGGGUACACAUCAGGGCAGGCAAACCGAGUGGCUUGCGUUCGCGUCCGCGUCGUCGUCGUUCAGUCGGGUAGGCGCGUUUGUACGGCGUCGGUCUUCGGCUUAAAGAGAUUCUCGCCGCGUAUGUUGAACGUACGUCGGACCGUACGUGUGACGUGUGUUUCUGUUUUGAAAAAAAAAAGAAAGAGGAAAAAGGUGGAAAAAAAAGUAGAAAUAAGAGGAAGAGAAGGAAUACGUAGAGAGGAGAAGGUAGGCCAUGAUAUUAGUGCGUGUAGAUGAUGGUGUACUAUAAUAGUGUAUGUUCGAACCCGGUGAACAACUCUGCGAUCAUACGGUAACGAAGAAACUGUGUGUGUUAUUUCUCUCAUUAUACGAGAGUAACGAGGAGGAAGAAGAGAAGAAGAAGAAGAAGAAGAAGAGGAGGAAGAGGAAGAAGAAAAGGACGAAGCAACGAAAACAUCGCUGACGCUUAACAAGGACGCCUCUAUCGAGGAAAGUUUGUAUAGUGAGAACUUAACGGAAAAAAGGAAAAUAUAAAAGCUAUGUGGAAGACGAAGACAAAACGAAGCAGCAAUGCUGCCUCGAGUAGUUUUGGGGCCUGGGCGAGGCCCUGGCAUCUUCUACCACUUAUUCUUCUUCUCUAUGGAGCUCUCGCCGAUGCAACGAGAUUGAGACACUCAAGGCACCUGGACGUGAAAUCGCUGUUUCUAAACGAGGAAGAGGAAUUAGUGAUACAACAGCAAGGAAAGAAUCACAAUCACAAGCCUAUGUUCACCAAUUGUUCGAUGUAUGCCGCUGUAGUAAAGGAAGAAGAACCAGCAGGUACAGUGGUCAUUCAAGUACAUGCCGAGGAUCAAGACCCACCGGACGAAGGAGGUACAAUCACGUACGCUCUUGUCACGGCUCACAACGAAAGAUUGAAGUUCGAAAUCAAUAAUAAGACAGGAUUGAUCAGGACAACUCAAAUCUUAGACAGGGACGAACCGGCACGUGAAAAGGAGGUUUAUCUUACAGUUCUUGCUACAGAUAAUGGAAUGCCUCAGCUUGAUGACGGUUGUACUUUCAAGGUUACGAUCGAAGACGUCAAUGAUAACCAACCAGUGUUCGACAAAGUGGUCUACCGUGGAUAUGUGUGGAAGGCAUACAAGGAAUCGGUACCACAGGAUUUACCAUUGAAUCGUGAAGUCAUGAGAGUAUCUGCGACCGACAUAGACGACGGUAACAAUUCUGUCGUUCGCUACAGCCUUUCCUCGAGCAAAUCUGAAGACCGUGUAUAUUUCAGGAUCGAUCGUAAUACCGGUGUCAUAUAUCUCAACAAAAUCAUAGACAAAAAUCCAGAUUACACGUUUUCUAUGACGGCCGCCGCUAAAGACCAAGGUGAAAAUCCAAAAUCAAGUAUUAUCAGUUUAGAUAUUCGUGUUGUCGAAUCGCACAAAAAGGCACCUGCUUUCCUACCAAGGCCUAUGGAACCGAUCAAACUUUUGGAGAAUUUCAGUGAUUUUGGUGCUAGCAUCGUACGACUCCAGGCUGUCUCGAACAUCGAUGACAAUCCGGAUCUUCAAUUCGUUCUUGUUACUGGUAAAACGGAACAGACCAACAAGGAUAGCACGUUUCGUCUUGAGUCAACGAAGAACACAGCUGACAUUAAAUUAACGAAGCAUUUAGACUAUGAAAGUAACAAGGUAUACUCGUUGAUAGUUCGAGCGUGGAAUAAUUAUGACUUGGCCGCUGAAACGGUGAUAGACAUAGAUGUUCUUGAUGUGAACGACAAUGUACCGGCCUUUCGAGAGCUCACAAAGGGUAGUGUUCUUGAAAGUGAACCACCUGGAGUUCCUGUUAUGCAAGUAAAGGCCAUAGAUGCCGAUGGUACCGCGGCACACAAUAAGGUCACCUACGAGCUAAACGAUUUUAAGGACCUAUUCGCCAUUGACAAACAUACCGGGAAUAUAACUACUCGAACUACAUUCGAUCGGGAGGCUCAAAGUACUUACAGCGUUUGGAUUACCGCGACUGAUAAUUCACCGAGCGCCUUAUACAACACCGGAGAACACAACAAAGUGCAGCAAUUGUUUCGUAUUGAGAUUGCUGAUAAAAACGACAAUGCGCCACAUUUUACGCAAGCCGUUUACACUGCCAAUGCUAUUUUAGAAAACGCAAAUAUAAACUCUGUAGUUAUUGAGGUAAAAGCUUUAGAUGCUGAUACCGCAAGUCCCGUUACGUACAGCAUCAUUCAGGGUAAUACCAAUGAUAGCUUUUACAUAGAAAGUACUACAGGAAAGAUUCGUGUUAACAAUCCGUUGGAUUAUGAAAAAAUCACGGAAUAUAAUCUAACCGUGAGAGCAUUCGAUGGCGUUUUCAACGAUACCGCGAACGUUAAAAUCUUCAUUGAAAAUGUGAACGACAAUCCUCCUGUUUUCGAAGAUUUCGAUACGAAUCCAACCAUCGAAGAAGAAAAAUUGGUCGAUGGCUGCAUCACGACCGUAGUCGCCUAUGAUCCAGAUAUAAAGGAUAGAAACGCGGAUCAACACAUAGCCUAUUUUAUUCUAAAAGAUGAUCAGAAACCCCUGCUAAGUAUCAACAAAUCUGGUUGUAUUACCUUGAAGAAACCACUCGAUCGAGACCCACCUUUUGGUUAUCCCGUAUGGACGGUGAUGGUAAUGGCACGUGACGAAGAUGACUCGCCAACAGCUUUACGAGAAUUAGCUACCGUAAACAUAACUUUAAUCGACAUAAACGACAACGCUCCCUAUCUCGACAUGACGUACGUAGUCUGGGGUGAAAAUAAACUACCCGACAAAAUAACAGAGUUGAAGGCUCGGGACAGGGAUUCCGAUGACAAUGGACCGCCAUUUAAGUUUUGGAUCGACGAGACCGCAGACAAAGAGAUUUUAUCUAAAUUUGACAUCCGUGACAAGGACCUUUAUGCGAAGGUUACCUUCGAUCGCGAGGAAAGGAAAAGUUAUAACAUUCCGAUAGCUAUAAUGGACAGUGGAAAACCACCGAUGACAGGAACUUCGACAUUGACAGUCAUUAUUGGCGAUGAGAAUGACAAUCGUAUGGAAGAGGGUUCGAGUUCAAUUUUCGUUUACGUUUACAAAGGUGAUGCACCGGAUACAAAAAUUGGACGAGUUUAUGUCAAGGAUUCAGACGAUUGGGAUUUACCUGAUAAACACUUUACUUGGGCUUCGACACAAGAAGGUUUUGAUUUAGAUGAAAAUACCGGCAUGAUAACUCUAUUGUCUGGUACCUCGAACGAUACCUUCCAUAUGAAAUUUCUCGUAACAGAAGAAAGACUUCCUAAUAUUGCUCGUCAUCAAGUAUACGCUUACGUUAAUGUUACGGUAAAGGAAAUUCCUGAAGAAGCAGUGAUUAGGUCCGGAUCCGUACGUUUCACUGGUAUAACUGCGGAAGAGUUUGUCGAACCGGAUCAAAAUGGUGUCAGUAAAAAAGAUAUAUUCCAGGAAAAGAUAGCCAACAUGUUGAAUACAUCGAUAGACAACGUUGAUGUUUUCACCGUUCUUCAUUCUCCUUAUCACAACAAGACUUUCUUAGAUGUCAGAUUUUCAGCACAUGGUAGUCCUUAUUAUGCUCCUGAAAAAUUAAAUACCAUCUUAUCACAAAAUUCUGAACAUAUUGAACGUGCGAUGAAAGCAGAUAUAUUGAUGGUGAAUAUCGACGAGUGUCUCUACGAAAAAGUGCAUUGCAACAAUUCUUGUCGAAGUUUCUUAAACGCUAGUAACGUUCCUUAUCCAGUUUAUACGAACACCAGUUCCUUCGUUGGUGUCAGAGCUGUUAUUGAACCUCAAUGUACUUGUCAUGUCGCUGAACCUAUUGUCUGUUUAAAUGGUGGUACACCAUUAGCUGAUAGAUGCGAAUGUCCCCCAGGAUUGGAGGGUCCAAGAUGUGAAUUAUUAGGCAUAGGUUUCCACGGCGAUGGCUGGGCUGUAAUGCCACCUCCUGGUCAGGCCUGUGAUGACUCACACUUAGGCUUAGAAAUAACGCCAGAAAUCGAUAGUGGUCUGAUAUUUUAUUUUGGCCCAAUGAUAUAUAGUCCAAAAUUAGGAGUUCAAGAUUUUAUGGCACUAGAAAUUGAUCAAGGUUACGCUGUUCUCUAUGUUGAUUAUGGUACGGGUACUAUUAGAUUAAAUCAAAGACAAAUUAAAUUAACCGACGGCAAGAGUCAUAGGAUUGAUGUUUAUUGGACCAAAACAUCAAUUGAAAUGAAAGUAGAUAAUUGCGGCAUAUCAGCUUGCAUGAGUUUGACUGCGCCAGAAGGUUCCAAUGAGUUCCUUAAUGUAAAUAGUCCGAUGCAAGUGGGCGGUACAUUAACGAAUCUAGCAUAUUUAGCAAAGAACUUGGGUUGGAAUCACAAACCUACUGAAAAAGGUUUUGUUGGUUGCAUACGAAAUAUGACCAUAAAUGGAAAUACAUAUAAUUUAGGAAUGCCAGCGUUUUCAAGAAAUAUAGAUCCAGGUUGUGAUCAUGGUAUGGCAAAAGCUGUAUCGUUUGGCAUCGACACUAAUUUUUUAGUCGCAAUCCUAGUUUGCGUAGCGAUUUUAUUGAUAUUGCUGUUAGCGGUAGUAGUCCGCAGAAGAAAGACUGAUGACCUCUAUAAAGAUAUGGAUGAUAUAAGGGAUAACAUUAUUAAUUAUGAAGACGAAGGUGGCGGCGAGGUAGACACUGGCUACGACCUGAAUGUAUUAAGAGCUAUUUACGAUGCACCACCAAUUGAAUCUAAAAUAGCACCUGUUGGUCUUCAAGGCAGAGCUCCUGACGAGGUACCAGAUAUUUGUGGUUUCUUAGAUGGAAAGAAGGAAAGCUGCGAUAAAGAUCCCGACACGAAUCCGUUCGACGAUGUUAGGCAUUACGCUUACGAAGGAGAAGGAAAUUCUGACGGUUCCUUGUCGUCAUUAGCUUCAUGUACCGAUGACGGAGAUCUCAAUUUCAAUUAUUUAUCAAAUUUCGGACCAAGAUUUAGAAAACUCGCCGACAUGUACGGAGAAGAAUCUAGUGAUGAAGAAAGCGAUGGCGUCGGUGAACGUGAAAGUGAAAGCUGGUGUUGAACAGCGGACAACUUCGAUAGACUUUAAUAAAUACUUAACUCUUAACGCAGUCCAAUGUCAUGCUGGACAUAAUAGAUUCUUUUUCCAGUUCCAUUUAUGCUGUUAUGCCCAGUAUGACAUUAGUUUAACCCUUUGACUGCAGCGCAUUAUCGUACGAAAUCAUCAAUAUAUAUAUACGGUGCGAUAUUUGUAGAUCAGUCAUUAUGGUGACUGGCUAUUGCACAUCGUUCAGCUCAUUUAUUUAUCAUUCUCUAUGGACAGCGUAUAUAUAUAUACAUAUAUACGCCUUUCGUAGUCAAAGGGUUAAAGAAAAUCAUUCCUGAAUCACCUAAGCUCGAAGCAAAAACUGAAUUUCGUGUCUUUGGAAUGAACGAUUUUUUGUACCGAGAAAUUGAUUCGAAUUGACGUAAUAUAAAUGCAAUGACGUGGCUAUCAAAUAAAAGAUCUAAUCGUAACGUUGUUUCACUCACCGCAUAUCAUACGCAUUAAAACAAAUACACCUAUAAAAAAAAAAAACCUCUGAUAUUUCAUUAUCUAUUUAUUCAGUGAUCGUUGCUUCGAUAAUUUUCACGAUAAUAAAACGGAUCUGUUACUUGAUGGACCGAUAACAUCAAAUCGUGCCAAUUUCAAAUAUCAAUUUCUCGAUUCAAAAUGCAAUCUUUUCAGCGAUGGAAAUUCUUACUUCGGACUUUCAGCAAUUGCUGCUGAUUGUUAACGCUGGUACCGACAUUUCAGAAUGAAAUACGAAAUAGGUAAGCCUAAACGACUACAGGAAAAUCUAAAUAUAAUUUAUCGAAAUAAUUGUGUUGUAAAAUAGACUAAAUAUAUAAUUAUGUAGUUAUAAAUAGUAAUGUAUGUAUCUGUGUAUCGCGCGCAUUAGGAAUGUAAUUAUAUGAUUAUGUAAUGAUAUAUUUACUCGAUCUUAUAUUAAAAUUAUUUUUUUAAAUUAUAUUAAUUUUUUCCUAUAGUUGUUGUUAGCCUACCUAUUGUGUAUUUAUAUAUCUGUAUAUAAAUAUAUCUACAUUAUAAGUUGAUUCGAGCGUAAUAAAAAGCCUAUCAUUUCUUACAUACAUUCAUUAGCACGCAAUAAUUUUCGCACUUAUCUCUUGACGAUCGUCAUUUUUCAUCCUAUUUUUGUCAUUCUCCAUUCCAUAAAAUCGUUGUCGAAAAGCUAUAACAGAUUAAACAUUUCACAAAUAUAUUUAUAAAUCAUCGAGAUAAAAACCUCUUUGCUCUAACACAAAUGAUUUACGGAAAAAUUAACUGAAUACUGACUAUAUCUAGUAAGAUAGAUUUUUUUUUUUUUAAUUUAU